Saprolegnia parasitica CBS 223.65 is the source of this 233-nucleotide messenger RNA. RefSeq lists its product as hypothetical. The record is from RefSeq and is a predicted model, not a curated record. The transcript has a single exon. NCBI's taxonomy places the organism in Eukaryota, Oomycota, Saprolegniomycetes, Saprolegniales, Saprolegniaceae. The annotation marks the transcript as partial.
AUGUCCAGCGUCGAAGCCCAGUUUGUGACCUCGUACGAGUGCCGCCUCCCGAUCGACCUCAGCUUUGGCGAGAUCCAAAACGCCAUCUCGCUCCUCAAGGGCCGGCGCGCGUACCUCCAGGAGCGCCACGGACAGAUCGCGACCGCGUUUGCCGCCGACGACGUCCCAAGUCCCCACAGCGAGAGCGGCACGUCGCCCCCCAAGACGUACGAAUUUUGCCCGUCUUUUUCACG